Molecule: messenger RNA, 1111 nt
Organism: Biomphalaria glabrata
Lineage: Eukaryota; Metazoa; Mollusca; Gastropoda; Planorbidae
Product: molluscan insulin-related peptide 7-like
Exons: 4
Coding region: 311-817 (168 amino acids)
Cellular component (GO): extracellular region
Molecular function (GO): hormone activity
Source: RefSeq, a predicted model, not a curated record
AGAGCUCACAACUCGUAUAGCGCCAAAAAAAAAAAAGCGACUCCUGUCUUCGCAUACCGGACAGAGUCAUCGGAGCCAAGAUGGUCUCAGGGACGCUAUUAUCAUUAUUGGAUUAACUGAUACAUUAUUUUCAGACACAAAAUUGUCUUUUUCAAAAUAGGCCUAUGAGUUACUAGUGUGAAUAUUGUUUAAUUGUUUCGUUAUUGUUAUACUUUCUUGUGUCGUCUUCUUUUCCUGUUUUUAUACGCACCCGUAGACGCAGAAGUCAGAUGUUUGGUAUUAGAAAGACAAAGCCAGAAAAUUAUUAGAAAUGAAUGCUGGGAUUGACGUCUGCUUGAGCUUCGUAGUCGUGUGCGUCACGCUAUUCGUGGGGCUCUCUCUGGGUCAAGACAUCAGUGCAUGUGAUGUCAGCAAGGGGACUCAUGGAAGAGGUAUAUGUGGCGCCCGCCUGGCCAGAGCUCAUGCCAACCUGUGCUUCUUGUUGCGUAACCAGUUCCCAGACGUGUUCCAAAGGAAGCGCUCAGUGGAGAACAGCAUUGGAGACGUGUUCAGUAUUCCUUUGUCGACACUAGCAGACGUGGACCUCGCUCGGGACGACUCAAACAAGAAAACCAAUAUACCACCAUUGAUGGCCUACACAGAUACCAACGCUCUUUUGUCGACAGAACCAAGAAACUUCAGAGACCUCUUCUUAACGCUGAGAUACAGUUUGGACAAUUCCCGCCCAAAACGCCAGAGCGAUCAACAACCACGUGACAUAGUCUGCGAGUGCUGCAUCAACAACUGCACCGCCCGACAACUUGCGACAUAUUGUUAACCCUCCAUCGCAGACUCUUUUAGCGCCAUAUUUGAAAAUUUCAAGAAUCUCCAAAAUCCAAGCUGCUUCAAGAUCCAGAAGUUUUUACAAAAUAACCCCAAUUAUUUUAAAUUUGUUUAAUCUAAUCGAUCUUUCAAAUAUUUUUAAUGUUUUGUUUUUAGCUGAUUUUUGUUAGGGCCAAGUUAGUCUAAAAAUGUUUUAAUUAGGAUGUUUUAAGAGAUUAUAAAACAAAUGUACAAGAUUUGUAUUAUGUUUGUGAGAAAUUUUUAUAAUAAAGUUUAUAACACAUAACAA